Molecule: messenger RNA, 1828 nt
Organism: Chara braunii
Lineage: Eukaryota; Viridiplantae; Streptophyta; Charophyceae; Charales; Characeae
Source: the annotation of a GenBank genome assembly
ACGCAGCAAGACAAGGAGGAGCGUGUUGCAGAGUCCCAGAGAAGAAAAGGGAGGAGAGAGAAGGGGGGGGGGGGAAGAGGAAGGGAAGAGGAAUGUAGGAGAGAGAAGAGAGGGAGCGGGUAGGGGAGAAGAAGAUGAAAGGCGGGGGGGAAUCUGUUGGCGGGAGCAGCAGCGUCGGGAUCGGGUCGCCCACAUCUUCGGUUGAGAUGAUGAUGGAAAGCACUGCUGGCGCGGAUCAGCCUUUUGCUGACGUGGAGCAGGCGGUUGCUGACGUGUACUCGCGGGAAAAUUUCGCGCGCUUUUUGGAAGAUGGACUACGACCUGAUGGACGGCCAUUGGGCCGAGCGCGCCGCACGAGCAUCGGCCUUGGUUCUAUUGCAACGGCGGAAGGCUCCUCAUUGGUCAAGAUUGGGAACACGACUAUGCUGGCAGGAGUGAAGCUGGAAGUUGCGGAACCAUCUCCAUCACAGCCAGAUGAGGGAUUCCUUGGAAGUCCCAGUGUUAGUGAGAAUGCCCUUAGGGCUGUGCAGUAUGACUCCAUGGGGAAAGGGGAAGAGGGAGGGGGAGGACCGGGAGGAGGGAGGGGGCGGGGAGGAGGGUGGGUUGAGGAAGAGGAAGAGGACGGGUGGGGAGGAGGAAGGAGGGAGGAGGAGGGGGAAGGGGAAGGGAGGAGGAGAGGGAGAGGGAUGGGAGGAGGAGAGGGAUGUAGGGAGGAUGCAGGUGGGGUCAAUAAGAAAGAGUUGUGCAUUAUACCAAGAAAAGCUGUCUGGAAGGCAUUCUUGGAUGUUUAUUGUCUGGAUGCCGACGGCUCUCUUUUUGACGCAGCGCUGCUGGCGGCAGUCUCUGCACUCAGCGAUGGCAUUGUCGACGAGGAUGGGACUGUCUGCUUUCGCAAAACAAGCAAUGGCAACGACUCUCAGUGCUCUCGACUUCCAAACAGGAAGGCAGCAGGCUCUCAGUCUAGGGCUGAGAACUUAACCAAAGUUGGAAUUUUCUCAUCUUCGGAUUCUUCGCCCCCCAUGAGCAAGUCUGAGAUGUCAAGUUAUGUCCUUGGUAAUCGUGGGGCGUGCAUUUCACCAACGAGAGAUCACAUCUGGACCGUCGGAGACACACUUCAGGCCGACGAGUGGGAAGGCGGUCGCAGCAGCUAUCAGAGAACACUUGAGAGCAAGAGGUUGUUGAGUCUCGGUGCAGUCCCGUUUGCAUUGUCGUUGGCGAUCUUUGGACGCCGCCACGGCAGCCGAAAUCAAUCUGCGGCGGAUUCCGCAGUUGCCACUGCCGCCGCAAACAUUGCGAACAUUUGUGCGGACCCCUGCCGUGCAGAGGAGGAACUUGCCGAUGCCAUUGUGACGGUGGCACUGGAUCAGCAUGGUCAGCUUGUAUCGAUGUUCAAGGCUGGGGGCCUCUCCAUCUCCACUGCCAUAAUCCAGGAUUGCAUCGAGGCGACAAAGUUGAGAGUGAAAAAACUGCGUAGUCUGCUCUGCAAAGCUGUAGACAAGGGUGCCACUUCUGACGCACAGGAGCCUGUGAAGAUGGAGGAAAUGUGACUUCAACAAGCAUGACCGGAAAGCCUCAACGACGGCACGCCGGACAUACGAAGCAUAGAAGAUGGAAUGAUGAUACAGUCCGAUUGUCAAAGGUUAAAAAAAAAAAAGAAGAAGAAAAUGGAGAGUUCAAUAAUAUGAAUAGAAAGGCUACGCAGCAGCGUAGGUUCUGCGAGUUAUCACUACGCAGCAGCGUAGGUUCUGCGAGUUAUCAGUUGUUCAGAUUCUCAUCACUGGUCAACUCUUCAUAAAUCUGGUCACCUCUUUAGGAAGAAUUGGAGACU